This is a messenger RNA of Somion occarium, 1350 nucleotides long. Lineage: Eukaryota; Fungi; Basidiomycota; Agaricomycetes; Polyporales; Cerrenaceae. The record is from the annotation of a GenBank genome assembly.
GACCACAACCUGACUGGGACUUCUCCACCGUUGGUUACCAGAACGGAUGUUUUAAAAUUAUGGACAAACCGUCCCACCUGAGUGUGGUUGUUGACCUCUCACCAAGCCAGUGGCACCUUUGUGGACAGUCGAGCAAUUCACACCCAUUGCCACUUUCUGCUUUCCUAUCUCAGCUUCUGGCUUUUCUGAAUGCUCACAUAGCCUGCAAUGACGAGAACACACUUUCUGUAUAUGGCGCGCUACCUGGGAAGAGCAUUCUCUUGUACUCCUCAGCAACUGCUGUCCCGGAAGAAUUCACGGGGCCAGCGGACCCGAAUACAUAUAGACCUUUUGAGGUGCUAGAUUCCACGAUGAUGAAUUCAAUCUCAGACCGGGUUGAAGCUCUAACGGAUUUGGAGCAGGAGCCGCCAAUAGGGCUAGUCGGUGCUUUGACCAAGUCUCUAUGUUAUAUCAACCGUAUGAGCAACGCUUCAUCCACGUCAACAGCAGCGGGAGGCGUGCAAGGGCCUGUCGUCCUCCCGGACCCACGAAUCCUGGUUGUAUCCGUGUCUCCUGAUGAAUCGUCAUCGUAUAUUCCAAUUAUGAACUCAAUAUUUUCGGCUCAGAAACUAAAAGUAACCAUAGAUGUAUGCAAGCUCUACGGACCCGAGAGCGUAUUCCUACAGCAAGCGGCGCAUCUUACGGGAGGGUCAUACAUCUACCUUGAGCGGCCUGACGCUCUCUUGCAGUACCUGACUAUGGCUUUCCUCCCGCCUCCCGCUGUUCGACAGUUACUGUCAGUGCCUACACAAGAUAAGGUAGAUUUCCGUGCGGCAUGUUUCUGCCAUAAGAAUAUCGUGGAUAUCGGAUUCGUUUGCUCGGUCUGCUUGUCAAUUUUCUGCCAGCCUGUGCCCGUUUGCUCCACUUGCCGGACGAAAUUUCCGAUCAAGACGUUGCAGCGUCUCAACGCUUCGAAACCCGCCGCUCCUGCUCCUCGGACACCUGCACCUACCCCGCCGGCUACGAGUCUUCCUCGGUCACAGUCAAUCGGGACACCGCGCUCGAGCAUGGGGAAUGGACUCGUGGCACCAUCGCCAAGUCGUAAUGGUACCUCAUUACCGCCAAGAUGAGCUUUCGGAUGAAGGCAUAUUCCAUUCUUGGUGGAUACUACUCUACACUUUAUUGCAUCUAAUGUAUAAUGCUGUGACGAGGAGCCUACAGUUGUCCGACAUCAGGAUGUUCAAAUCUAUCAGUCACUUUGUAUCAUCCCGCUGUUAAAGGUAGGGUCGUGAUAUACAUCGAAUGUCUAUCAACAGAUGCGGGUUGUGAGGGUCUACGUAUGAUCACAGCCUAAUCAGACAACAAAUUAGC